CUCAACUCCCGACCUCCAUCAUCUGCAAACUCACCUGUCUGGCUUUCCCUUCAGCGACAAUCCACCGAUAGAUUCUAUGAGAUUUUGAUUUCUCUCUGCUCCUGCCACUCUCUUGAGUAUCUUUUUCAGCAUCUACCACACCCCACCUUAAUAUGUCGUUCUGCAAAGCUACCAUGCUCUCUCCGGUGACAUCAUCCGCCACGCUUCUCAACUUGUUGAGACAGUCGUCCACAAGACACUCCGCGCAGACAUGUCGCCUGUUCUCCUCCUAUGGAAAUGCCCACCGGGCUUCGAAGCGUGAUAUGCAGACUGCCACUGCGUACCGUCCACACUCGCUGCCCACUUCCUUCCCGCCGCCUCGGAACCCCGGGGCUUCCGACUCCUCCAUCACCGCAGACUUCCCCUUCCACGAGAUCACACAGCCUCAGAUGCCCGGACAGCAAGGCUUUUCGAACAUCAACCUCCGGGAGAGCGAAGCACAGAAGCCCAAGGUCUCCGAGACCGCCUCGACGACCCCCUCCAAGCCCACCGAGAAGCCCCGGAGAAAACUGCGUGCGAGGAAGGCGGCGAUGAAGUUGACGCCCAUCGCGAUCGAACAACUCCGCAAACUCCUCUCACAGCCCUCGCCCAAGCUCAUCCGCGUCGGCGUCAAGAACCGCGGCUGCUCCGGUCUCGCCUACCAUCUGGAAUACGUGGAAAAGCCGGGUGCUUUCGACGAGGUGGUUGAGCAGGACGGCGUCAAAGUCUUGAUCGACAGCAAAGCCUUGUUCAGCAUCAUCGGCAGCGAGAUGGACUGGCAGGAAGACAAGCUGAGCAGGAGAUUCGUUUUCCGCAACCCCAAUAUUAGUAAGCACCCCUUCCGUGUCUGGUGUCUUUUUGAACAUGUUCGCUAACCUAUACGCCACAGAGGAACAAUGCGGAUGCGGUGAAUCCUUCAUGGUAUGAUUUGAUUUUUGAAUCAGAUCGGAUUUUUUACGUACCUCCAUCUUAUGCGGAUUACAUGGGUUUUGCGUUCGUGCAUUGGACGGCGUUUGGCGGGGGGGCUUU
Messenger RNA from Aspergillus heteromorphus CBS 117.55, 1047 nucleotides. RefSeq names its product Fe-binding Fe/S cluster assembly protein ISA1 (gene isa1). The transcript has a single exon. Gene Ontology annotation, biological process: iron-sulfur cluster assembly. Gene Ontology annotation, molecular function: 2 iron, 2 sulfur cluster binding. Lineage: Eukaryota; Fungi; Ascomycota; Eurotiomycetes; Eurotiales; Aspergillaceae. Gene Ontology annotation, cellular component: mitochondrion; cytoplasm. The record is from RefSeq and is a predicted model, not a curated record. Bases 153 to 893 code for a protein of 246 amino acids.